UUGUGCCACAACUUAAAGAAAAUGUCAUCUCUAUUACCCCCACUUUAUCUUUUCUUCAUCGUCAUACAAAUCCCAGAGAAAUAGUUUAAACCGCAGAUCACCAUCUGUAAUUGUUGUUGAAGCAAUGGCUUUAUCACUUGCGGGAAAAUUCUACCUUUGCUUGGUACUAAUGUUGGCUUCAUGGGCUUUGCUUGCAGCUUUUCGUACAUUACAUGAAGCUUCCAUUGAGCAGAAGCAUGAGCAAUGGAUAACUAAGCAUGGACGCAUCUAUGCAGACAGUGAAGAGAAGGGCAAGCGUCUUGAGAUUUUUGCAAACAAUGUGCGAUUCAUCGAAGACUUCAAUCGCGCAGGGAAUCGCACUUUCAAGCUUGGCUUGAACGCGUUCUCGGACAAAACCGUCGACGAAUUCCUUCAGUUUAGUACUGGACUGUUGUUGCCAUCGACUCCCCGCCCAAGAACAACGUCGUUCAUGCAUGCAAACAUUACCCACAUCCCCCGUUGCAUAGAUUGGGUGGCCAAAGGAGCCGUAAAUGCUAUAAAAAAUCAAGGUCAAUGUGGCUCUUGCUGGGCCUUCUCGGCGGUAGCGGCAAUAGAAUCAAUUACCCAGAUCAAGACUGGUAAGUUACUGGAACUGUCGGAGCAACAAUUGGUAGACUGUAUCAAAAACUCGGGCUGCAGUCGUGGUUGGAUGGACACCGCCUUUGACUACACGAUACAAAAUGGAGGCAUCACCUCUGAAACUAAAUAUCCCUACAUUGCAACGAACGGAACAUGCCAUGUUCCCACGGCGUCCUUGAGCGUGGCCAAAAUUGUGGGUUAUGAGGAUGUCCCUGCCAACAAUGAGGGAGAGAUCUUGAAGGCCGUGGCGAUGCAACCGGUCUCGGUCAGCAUCGAUGGCAGCCGGCGGGAAUUCCACUUGUACUCGAGUGGCGUUUUCAACUGGAACUGUGGGACAGAGGUGACCCAUGCUGUUGCGAUUGUAGGCUAUGGAACAGCUAGGGAUUGCACCAACUAUUGGAAGAUCAGGAACUCCUGGGGGGAGACGUGGGGCGAAGCUGGCUACAUGAGGAUUCAAAGAGAUUAUGCUCAACCAGAAGGAUUAUGUGGAAUUGCCAUGCAUGCUUCUUAUCCUGUUGUCCAAUGAACUUCGAUUAGAAAUUAACAGUACUGAAUUGAUGCGUUAAUGUCGCGCAAAUGCAAUGCCUCUUUGAUACUCCAUAGAUUGGGAUAUAUGACGAAGUAAUC
Molecule: messenger RNA, 1245 nt
Organism: Eucalyptus grandis
Lineage: Eukaryota; Viridiplantae; Streptophyta; Magnoliopsida; Myrtales; Myrtaceae
Product: ervatamin-B
Exons: 2
Coding region: 125-1144 (339 amino acids)
Cellular component (GO): lysosome
Molecular function (GO): cysteine-type endopeptidase activity
Source: RefSeq, a predicted model, not a curated record